This is a messenger RNA of Funneliformis geosporum, 2332 nucleotides long. NCBI's taxonomy places the organism in Eukaryota, Fungi, Glomeromycota, Glomeromycetes, Glomerales, Glomeraceae. The record is from the annotation of a GenBank genome assembly.
AGAUAUGUCGAAUGAUAAAGGAUCAUUGGAAUGUCUUCCAAUUUAUUCAUUUCUCUUUCCGAAUGAAAAAGGCUCUAGCUUAUAUAACGCUUAUGACCGAAGUGAGGUAGAGGAUAAAUUAGUUAUCAAAAUCAACCAAGAUGGUGAUCAUGCUCCCAAAUUUUCUCCUUUAAGAGCUGUGAUUGAUAUCGAUGCAUCAAAAGAAGAUAUGGAAACAGCUAGUAUUAAGGGACAGGAAGUAUUUAUUCGAAUCUGUUGCUCUUUCAUAAGAGCUUUGUAUCGAAUUCUUGACUGUGGUUGGAAAGAUAUUCUCAAAGGAUUAGUAAUUGCUACAUCUUCAGAUCCUAGUAAAUGCAGUUAUCAUAUUUUAUAUGCAUCGGCUCUUCUUAUUGAUCAUCAUGAACUCAAAGCAUUCACAGAAUUAGUAUAUACCUUAACUGGAGAAAAAUUUGGCAAGUUUAUUGAUCAGAAAUUACCUGGUCAUAACUUUAACCUUCGCCUUAUUGGUUCAGCAAAAAAAGGUCGUAUAAAGAAAAUUCUUCAAUUCUCACUAGAUAAUGGGUGGAAUGAACUUGAUCACGCUAAAGUUCAACCACCUACUAGCUUAGGGCUUGAAAAUAUCUGUAGGUCAGGAUGUAUUACAGAAAUUCGCAAAUCUAGUUUGCAAAAGUAUUCUAACUAUCUUAGGGAUUGGACUAUCGAAGAAAAGGAAGAGACGAAAGAAAACUUCAUAUAUUUUAACCGAAAAGUUCCACUAGAAUGUCCACUCUGCAAACGUAUACAUGACAAGGAUCAGAGGUGGUUCGGCCGUGUAUACGCUAGUGGUGAAUUUAUAGUAAAAUGUUUUCGGCAGAAUAGUUAUGAGCAUGGGGAAAUUUUUGAAUGUGACCCAUCUAUUGCAGAAAAAAUUCAGCAAGAAAAUAAAAAAUCUCUGCAAUCCUCUCACAAGAUCAAGGUUCCGGGCUUCCCUAAAGCCUUCGUAAAUUUCCCAUCUUGGGUCAAGUAUAAUGAGUCCCUUUUAGCAACAGAAAUAUAUGAGCAGAGAUAUGUAAGACCAUUACCCAAUGAAGGUGAUAUCUAUAUAGGAUCGCCUUGGGAGACGGGAAAAACAUAUGUUCUAGAGCAUCUUAUUAUAUCUGAUGACAUGAAUUUGCUAGUAUUAUCCACGCGCCACUCUUACUCGAAUGCUGUUACUACAAGACUCAAUCUCAAAUCAUAUUGUGAUAUCGAUGGUAAUAUAAAUCUAUCUGAUCAUAAAAGGGUAGUAUGCCAGAUAGAAAGCUUACAUCGUAUUACCAAUAAUUGUAAAUAUAAUAAAAAAUGCAAAUGUCCUCCAAUCCAAUACGAUUUGUGGCUUGAUGAAAUAGUAUCUAUAAUUGCUCAAGCACAAAGUCGUUUGGUGGGUCAAUCGAUAGAGAAGUUAUAUAAAUUGAUCCAAGAGGCUAGGCGCAUCAUUGUAAUGGAUAAUGAUUUAACUAACCUCAACAUUGAAUGGAUUAAGACCCUUCGUAAAGAUAUACCUCUCUCUAUUAUCCACAAUACUUACCAGCCUCAGAAAGGUAAGACAUUCCGCCUAGCCCCUAAUAAAGAAACAAUAUUAACUGAACUUUGGGACUGGGCCAAGCAUAUGUCUUCAUUACCUUUUGAGAAUAGAACAAGUGUGUCACUUAUUUGCCAUCUUAGAAAAGAUGUGCAAGGAAUUAUUCGCGCCCUUAAGACUGAUUUUCCAGAAUUACGGAUCAAGGAAUACCAUGGCAAGUCUGAUCCAGUGAAAAAGGCUCAUGACUUCAGCAACGUAGAAGAAUCAUGGAAAGAUGUAGACCUAGUUGCUUAUACUAGCACUCUAAAAAUAGGAGUAUCUUGCAUUAAUCCCAAGUUCGAACGAGCGUUCUGCAUCUUUAACAGUUAUAUAGAAACAAAUGCUGGAACAAAUCAGAUGUUAUUUCGCAUGCGGUGUAUUAAGGAUUAUGUGUGUUGUAUUGAGCAAAGAUCAUCUAAUGUUCCUAUCACAGAAAAAGGAUUAUUUCAAUGGUUACUGAAUGCCAAACGCGAAUGUCUCCCCCGAGAACUUCAGAAUAGAGGAAUAUUUCCAGAUAUAGAUUCUAUCAUCCGGAAUAAGAAUGUACCGACUGUUCGAUUGUGGGUGGCCUAUAUGUUAGAAAAAUUCCGUUCUCAGCGCUUAUUUGGUUGGAGGAUGGUUGAUUUUCUCCGAAAUGCGGGUAUGAUAAUUUCUGUCAUAGAACUCAUUCCUAAACCUGAAGAUACUAUGAUGUCAUUAUCCCAAACAGUGAAGGCAAGUUCCUCUACUAUUAAAGCAGAGGAGAUAGCAGAU